CUUUCUAUCACAACAAAUAGAGUAUUCGUAGAAACAUUAGAGAGCAUAGAAAUGGCCUUAUGUGGGAAAGUGUUCACUGAAUUCGAGAGUGAAGUACCUGCUGCUAAGUUCUAUAAUAUUUUCAGGAAGCAACUUCAACAUAUUCCUAACAUUGCCGAAGAUGUACAUGGAGCUACAUUGCUUGAAGGUGAGUGGGAUAAAGCUGGUUCUGUCAUACACUGGGAAUAUACAAUAGAUGGAGAAGAAGAAAGUGCUAAAGGAAAAAUUGAGACUAUAGAUGAUGACAAUAGGGUAAUUACAUUUAGUCUCUUUGAUGGGAAUGUGAGUGAGAAUUACAAGAGUUUUAAGGGGACAUUACAAGUAAUGGAUGGUGAAUAUGGUGCCUUUGUGAGAUGGACUUUUGAGUAUGAGAAAGUAAAGGAGGAUAUUACUGGUGCAGUUCCUGUUUCAUACUUGGAUCUUGUUGCGGAUGUCACCAAAGAUAUUGAUGCUCAUUUUGUUGAAGAAGAGCAACAAAUAUGAAGUGUGUUUGGCUACAAUAUUGUUAUUGCUUAUUAAAUUUUUUUUUAAUUAAUUUGUUUAUUUUGAAUAUAUUGGGGGAUAUGUUUCGUGCAAAAUAAUUUUUUUAAUCAAGAAAUAAACUCGAGCAACAUUAAAGAAU
Molecule: messenger RNA, 661 nt
Organism: Vicia villosa (hairy vetch)
Lineage: Eukaryota; Viridiplantae; Streptophyta; Magnoliopsida; Fabales; Fabaceae
Product: MLP-like protein 43
Exons: 2
Coding region: 52-522 (156 amino acids)
Biological process (GO): defense response
Source: RefSeq, a predicted model, not a curated record